Molecule: messenger RNA, 456 nt
Organism: Ostertagia ostertagi
Lineage: Eukaryota; Metazoa; Nematoda; Chromadorea; Rhabditida; Trichostrongylidae
Source: the annotation of a GenBank genome assembly
AGAUCCGGAAGCGUUACGGUAGCCAAUUCUACUCAGCUGAUUCCACACCUAUCACUUAUUUCACCUCAGGAGAGCCAACCCUCUGUCCUAUUCGUUGCGGUGCUCAGGCUAAACUCUCUCUUGUCCACUUUUUUCUCUUUCAGAAAUUUCAUGUUCUCGAAUGUGAAUGUCCAAGAUGUGUGGAAUGAAUACUGGCAAAAACAACUCAACCUAACAGGCUCGCCAUUCAAUUCGUUGGUGAUCCGACCGGAAACCGCCGAGGGACCAAGUGGCUCGUCUCGAAGCUCGAACAGCAAGCCAGAAGCGGGCAGCUUCGCCGCCCAAAGCUAUCCCGAUUGUGAAUACGGCCAUGCGCAAAACGUGAGAACUCUCAAUCUUCUCAGGAUUGGAAUGGAGGAGCUGGAAAGCGAUUUUGAGGUUACAUCUCGCAGAUUUCUAUUCGAAAUGAAGUUGUGA